AUGGCCAAACGUCCGCAGAAGCGCAAGGCCGAUGAGGCAGAUACUCUUGCCGAGGAAUCCUCAGCCAAGUCCAGACGCGGCAUAUCCGAGCAACGACGCGAGGAACAAUCCAGCGAAGCCUCAGAAUUGCUUCCCUUGACCCAGCUAUCUCAGGUCGCGGGAGCCGAUGAAGCUGACGAUGAAGCCGCAAAUGUGGUCUCUGAGACUCAUGGUGGCGAGCGGCAGCCGGAGUCGGUGUCAGAAAGAAUGCUUUACGGAGUUCUUGAAACCAAAAUUGUUGGAGUCCGCUACUACAGAGGCUUUGCGAACGUUGGCGAGCACGUUAUUCUGAAACGAGAGCCGGAGAACCAAUAUGAUAAGAACGCAAUCCGAGUGACUAAUGUAAUGGGUGACCAGAUCGGCCACAUUGGACGCCACGUCGCUGCGAGGCUAGCACCAUACAUGGAUUCUGGUGACCUCCAAGUCGAGGGCAUUCUCACCGGCCAGAUUGGAACGUUUGAUUGCCCCGUGGCCCUACCGCUAUAUGGCACUGCAAACGUUGACGAUAGAGAGGGACUCAAGCAACGAAUGCAAGCAGACAGGCUUCCUCUGAAGGAGUUUCAAGAGGCCAAGAGGGCUGAAACUCAACGUAGGAAGGAAGCGGAAGCAGCCGCAAAAGCAGCCGCGAAGCAAGCCCGUGCUUUGGCCCUUGGAAAAGCUGCUACAUCGUGGCAGAGUAACGAAAAUGCCAUGUUUGCAAACCUUUCUUCACCGACCGGCCUUGCCGGGGACCUGAAUCCAUCGAAGAGCUUCUCAGUCAAAGCAAGGCAAGGAUUGGCGUGGUUAAUUGAUCGUGAAUCUCCCGCUUUUCCACCUCCAGGUUCCGACGGUGUCGUACAGUUGUGGAAGCGCAGCGGAAAGCAAUACAACAACAUAGCAACUAACUUCACAACUCCGAAUGAACCGCCGCUUGCAAGUGGAGGUAUUCUGGCGGAUGAUAUGGGCUUAGGAAAGACGAUCCAAAUUAUUUCGUUGAUCCUGGCCAAUUCUGCUCCUCGCACCUCAGCCUCGAGCAAGUCCACUCUGAUUAUCGCCCCCGUUGGCGUGAUGAGCAACUGGAGGAAUCAAAUACAUGACCACACCCGAGCAGAAUCAACGCCCCGUGUGUUGAUUUACCAUGGCACUGCCAAAAAGGAGGUGAAAGAUCUAACGGAAUACGAUGUGGUGAUCACGAGUUACGGAGCGCUGGUACAAGAAUACAACCCAGAGGCGAAAAGUCCGCUCAAGGGAAUAUUCUCUGUUCACUGGCGUCGAAUUGUGCUGGAUGAAGGCCACCAAAUUCGAAAUCCACAAUCAAAAGGAUCCCUCGCAGCCUGUUCUCUGCGUGCCGAUUCUCGCUGGACACUCACAGGGACGCCAAUCAUCAAUACCCUCAGAGACCUAUACUCCCAAGUCCGAUUCUUGAAGCUUACCGGCGGCCUAGAGGAGGAGCCCAUGUUCAAUACCAUCUUGAUCCGUCCUCUGACAUGUGGCAGCCCCGAUGCUCGCUUGCUUCUGGAAGCACUAAUGGGUACCAUUUGUCUCAGACGACGAAAGGAUAUGAACUUCAUCAACUUACGCUUACCUCCAAUGACUUCUCGGAUUCUUCGAGUCAAGUUCAAUGACUAUGAGCGAGAGAGAUACAGCGCAUUCCAAUCCGAAGCAAAGGGUGCUCUGCUCAACCUCAAAGAUAAGCAGGGCCAAUCAAGCUAUUCCCAUCUGCUCGAAGUUCUCUUACGCCUCCGACAGGUUUGCAAUCACUGGGCGCUUUGUAAGAGGCGUGUAGAAGGCCUCAUGGAAUUGCUGGAGAAGCAUAAAGUGGUGCCACUCACUCCAGAGAACAUGAAAGCUCUUCAAGAGAUGCUGCAAUUACAGAUCGAGAGUCAAGAGAUGUGCGCGGUUUGUCUUGACAACCUGGACCAGCCUGUGAUUACUGCCUGUGCCCAUACCUUUUGCCGUGCCUGUAUCGAACAGGUCAUCUCACGACAGCACAAAUGUCCUCUCUGCCGUGCUGAUAUUAAGGAUAACUCCACACUGGUUGCACCCGCGACUAAUCUGGGCGAGGAUGCUGAUACUGCCACUGCCGACCCACAGAGCCCUAGCAGCAAGAUUGAAGCCUUGAUGAAAGUUCUCACAGCACAAGGCCAGGCUCCGGACACCAAAACCGUGGUGUUCAGCCAGUGGACGUCCUUCCUUGACCUUGUGGAGCCUCACCUUGAAGCCCGCGGCAUCAACUACGUGCGCAUCGACGGUAAAAUGAACUCUAUCCAACGCGACAAUUCACUCACUGUUUUCACAAAAGACCCUAGUUGCACUGUUCUGCUUGCCAGCUUGAGCGUCUGCAGUGUCGGCCUCAACCUUGUUGCCGCCAAUCAGGCCAUCCUUGCUGACAGCUGGUGGGCGCCUGCUAUUGAGGAUCAAGCUGUGGACCGUGUGUAUCGUCUGGGACAGAAGCGUGAGACCACUGUAUGGAGAUUAGUUGUGGAGGACAGCAUCGAGGAGCGUGUGCUUGAUAUUCAAAAGAGAAAACGCGAUCUCAUGAACGCGGCCUUCCGCGAGACAGGCAAGAAGAAGGCCGAGGAUCGUGCCACUCGGAUCGCUGACUUGGAAAGCCUCCUUGCUUAG
Messenger RNA from Penicillium chermesinum, 2643 nucleotides. RefSeq names its product DEAD/DEAH box helicase. The coding region runs from base 1 to 2643 and encodes 880 amino acids. The record is from RefSeq and is a predicted model, not a curated record. Gene Ontology annotation, molecular function: ATP-dependent chromatin remodeler activity; ATP binding; hydrolase activity, acting on acid anhydrides, in phosphorus-containing anhydrides. NCBI's taxonomy places the organism in Eukaryota, Fungi, Ascomycota, Eurotiomycetes, Eurotiales, Aspergillaceae. The transcript has 5 exons.